Molecule: messenger RNA, 2953 nt
Organism: Cryptotermes secundus
Lineage: Eukaryota; Metazoa; Arthropoda; Insecta; Blattodea; Kalotermitidae
Exons: 3
Coding region: 341-865 (174 amino acids)
Source: RefSeq, a predicted model, not a curated record
GUUUGGGUCGUUUGCUAACAGUUGGUAAACCUAGUUGAAAGGAAGAUAUGUAGUUGAAAUAUAUUCGAACCAGCUGUUAUUGUUGUAAAGAAAAUGGGCUAUAUUUAAUGGAUUGCACUUGUAAUUUAUGUCAAUAAUUGGUCAGUCUUAAUGUGUAUAGUCAGUUGGAAGUGCUGUCAAGUGUCAUGCAUGAAGCAAGUCGUCGUAUUGUAUUUGCAGAAAUUGAACAGAAUAGCACUUUUCCUUAGUCGUCGAGGAAAACGAUUGUAAAGUGGUACAGCACUAGUGUGAAAUGGGUGUGUCCCUGUAUUAAUUUUUGUUGAUGCUGAUGUAGGUAACAAUGUCGAGUCCUCCAGACAGUGAUCCGUCUACCCGACCAGAAACCCUGAAAAAGUUGGCCCAGCUUCAGAUUGAUCGUCUCAAAGAGGAAGAAGAAGAGCAGUGGAUCUCAGGUGAAGAGUUGUAUACAGAGGGAAGCAGUGAAGAUGAUAAUGAUAAUACAGCCACAAGGAGCAAACGGCAAACUGGUGGCAGAGCACGGAAACAUAGGCGAGUGGCACCAGGGAAGGAUACAAGGUCCAAGCAAGGAUGCUAUAAGUCAAACGUUACACCAUCAACGGUGGGUAGCAGUGGACAGCUGAGUGUAAUUCCACCAGAGGUGCAAUUGGAAUCUCUAACAUUAGCAGCUGAGGAAACUCACGAAUCUCAGCCACAAGAGGGGAACGUGCCCAUGACAAACUUUGAUGAACAGAUCGAACAGAUCAAGAUAUCGUGGAGACCUAAACGAGGCAGCAUCAAACUGCCCAACCUAAGCCCAGAAGGUAGAACUGAGAUGCUGACUGGCACAGAUGUAGCCACUCACUGAGUUGAAGCUUUGUAGCGACCGUCAGUUAUUUGACUGCCUUAGACAUUAGAGUCUUAGCCAAUUCAGGUCACUCGAUCGUCAAGUUCAGAGUGGAUAGAAGUAUGCUGUAUCAACAGAACAGUUUAUUUCAUAUGGUCAUGGACAGUGAUUCAGUAUUGCUAUGGGUAGAAACAGCCCUUGCCACGUUUUGGAUGAAAGGAUGUAGGAGAACCGCGAAAACUCCAGUUAGGAUAUGCUGACUGAAUUGUUCACUGUCAGCGUGCCAAAUAUCAAUUAACCAAGGUUCAGUCAAACCUCAUUUUAGUAUUCCUGAAUUUAAGGUUUUAUGUCAUUUAACAAUGAGUUUUGCUGACCCCAGGUCAAUAAUCUCUUGUUAAAUUACCCUUCCCUUCCACUCCCCUCCAGCUGAAGAUUUUCCUCAGUUUAGUAUUCAAAUCCAUUGCCCCCAAAGGAUACCUUCCAUGGAGGUUUUACUGUGGAUGUAAUGGUAACAACUUAUGGUGUCAGCUUUCAAUGCUUCUGUUUAUAUAGAGGCCUGCAGAUCUGGAGAAACAAUUAAUUGCCCUACAUUUAGCAAGAUUCUACAGAUAUCUAAUAUCUGAAGGUAUUCAGACUUAACUUCAAAGUUAAAUUCUGUCUUGUGGGAUGUAACGCUGUGUACUUUGAUAAAUAGGUACCAGAAUUGCAGAGACUUGCUGCCGUCACAUGGUAGAAGAGUGGGAUGUAUGUAGGAAAGGUAUUACUGGUGCCAGGGCUAUGAAUACCAAUUUAGGGACAAAUGUUCAUAACAUUAUUCUUGUAUUGUCUUGCUUAUGGUUGAGGUCCUGCCCUGCCCUGCCCUGCUUUUCCCCAUAUCUGUACCACUUCUUGGCAUGCUUGUGUUACUUUUCUACCAUGAAGAUGGAGGCAGCAGGUUCUUUCUAAGCAUUGUUAAUGAUCUGCCACAGUACAUGGCAUCACAGCUAAGGAGACAGUAAUAUUCGAGCGUGUUGUGGAUUAUCCCGUGAGCUCUCUGAACCUUAAAGGCCUUGUAAUGUCAGGUGAAUUUGCUGGUGACUAUAUGUGUCAAAGGGAAGCCUCCUGUCAUGUGGUGUCAUUUGGAGGUGGAUGAAGAUGGACAGUCAAGUAACUGGCGGCUGUAAAGCUGUACCAUGAACAAGUGCCGCGUACUUAAUCACAUUCCCUUCUGUAGUGGGUAGCUACUUCCUGGUCUUACAUAGGUUAUGUGAUGGAUGCAUAAGCUGGCAUUCUCUCUAGCAGUUCAUGACCAGGAAGAUAUACUAACAAAAACCUGACAUGUUUUUCAAAGAAAAUAUUUAUGUCAUGGUCUGAUUGUUUUAUUUUGUAUAUAUUAUUAAACAUAAAUCUCAUCUGUGUGUGUGCAUUAUACUCAGGAUAAGUGGAUGUAACAUUAUAAGGGGAUAAUUGAAAAGUAUCAAGGCAAGAUCUCUUGUCUCAUAAUAAUUUUAUCUUAGAGUCUGUCAGACAUGUACUGUGGGUGUACUUCUCCACAUGCUGUUGAGUCUGUCCCAACUUUUCAUUGUAACCCACAUAGAAGUGUGCAUUUUAAAUUGGUUUGUUUACAUUUGCCAAGGCAUUCUUUGAAAGUUUGUACAGAUGAGUGUUUUGUUGGGACUGUACAUAAAAUGAAAUCAUACUGGUGUCUAGCAGGUUACAGAUUUGGCAGGGGGACCCAGAUAGUAUUUUCCUUUGAAACAGUUGCAGUCUUGAUCCAGUAUUUGACGGUGUGCAGUGUUACCAUGAUCUGGGGUAAUCUUGCCGUUGCUUGCCAGUUUGGGAACAACAGGAAUUGUCUUAUUUUCUCAUCACACUGCAUAUCAGUUAUUGGCAGCACACAAGUUGUUAUGUUAGUACCCAGGGGUGCAUUAGUAACAAGGCAGUGAGGUGCAGAAAGUCUUUGUGCCUAAGUCAUGUUGCUCAAGUCUGGCCUCUUUAAGUCCGAGUGUGCCUUUACAAGGGUCGGACAACUGGACCGCCUUGGUGGAGUCUGUGUAGAGGGUAUGUUUGAAAAUACAGUCUGUAAAAUAUUUUUAUAGAUGUGUACCUGUGUCUGGACAAUUGUUGUAU